GGAAAUUUCUGGAAUCGUUAAAAACCAUUUCUAUAAAAGCAAGCGUCAGAUACAUUGGAGGAUGGCUUUAAUAAUUUUUCAAUACAAGUGGGUUACAAGUUUGGUUGGUCAUGGUAGAGUCCAAACUUCAAGACGGUGUUAGUGCUGCUCUUUGGACGGUUCGUUUCUUCCUGUAUACUGUUAUUUUAGCUUUCUCUGCUACUAUUGUUGGACUAGAUGGACGUAAAGCGGAUAAUAUAUGGAACGAUAGUUUAUUCUAUGACGGCAAGUUUGUAGACUUUUGUGCCUAUUCUGCUUCUUCUGUCGAGGAAGGAGGUGACCACGGAGCUUGUAGAUAUGUGAUGGCGUUGGCUUCUAUAAGCUUGAUUCUGGUUUUCUUCCUCUGGUUAUUUACCUUUGUAGAUGCAUUGUAUCCUGUUCUUACCAUGUUUUGGUUCAUUGAAUUGGGUAUUAAUGUAUUUCAAACAAUGUGGUGGUUAGUUGGAGCCAUUGUUGUAAGUGCUAAAAGGCCUGACAGUUCCGUAUUGGACGCUCUGGGUAUUACAAAAGAUAUUAAUGCCAUCGAAGGUUUAUCUUGGAUCAACUUUGCCUUUAGCCUAUUCUUAUGUGGCAUUUCUAUCGCUGAUGGUCUUUUGGUUGGUCAACGAGGCACCGGUUCGGGGAAACAAAAUAGUGGAAACAACAAUAGUAACACUGCAUGAAUAGAUUGUUAGUCCUGUUGAAGUUGUAGAGUUGUAUAUAAGUUGUCUGUAUUCAGUAACUUGCUGUUAUUGCACAAAGAUUAAAGGUUGUUUGAAGAUAAUAAACCUUACAUUGUGAAGCUUUGCCUAAGCCCCUUUAUGUUAGUUCUA
This is a messenger RNA of Galdieria sulphuraria, 851 nucleotides long. RefSeq lists its product as uncharacterized. The transcript has 3 exons. The record is from RefSeq and is a predicted model, not a curated record. The coding region runs from base 111 to 701 and encodes 196 amino acids. NCBI's taxonomy places the organism in Eukaryota, Rhodophyta, Bangiophyceae, Galdieriales, Galdieriaceae.